Ceratina calcarata is the source of this 3628-nucleotide messenger RNA. It is a transcript of the gene CrebB, whose product is annotated as Cyclic-AMP response element binding protein B. Gene Ontology annotation, molecular function: RNA polymerase II cis-regulatory region sequence-specific DNA binding; DNA-binding transcription factor activity, RNA polymerase II-specific; protein binding. The record is from RefSeq and is a predicted model, not a curated record. Bases 341 to 1279 code for a protein of 312 amino acids. The transcript is spliced from 9 exons. Gene Ontology annotation, biological process: regulation of transcription by RNA polymerase II. NCBI's taxonomy places the organism in Eukaryota, Metazoa, Arthropoda, Insecta, Hymenoptera, Apidae. Gene Ontology annotation, cellular component: nucleus; transcription regulator complex.
ACCCAGCUGGAGAAUAAUAACAACCGGGCAUGGACCACCGCACUUACGGUGCAUCGAAAAUAUUGCCGAAACUACUAGCAUUCGAAUCCACGACCCCGAUACAGUCAGUUUUACGUUUGCUAUGGAAUAUACCGUAAAAUAUGGCGCCUUUCGGAAGAUGUACGAAUUUCUUGAAAAGGGCAACGAGGGUUACGUGACUGAUUCUGACACCUCUUUCGAUCCGGUAACAGUGACACGCCGUUUUAUCGUCUGAUCUGCUUAUGUAAAUGACGCAGUAACACCGCCGAUCGCCGACUAGCGGGAAAUUUAAAAGUUUCCCAUGGUGUGAGGUUCCCAGGCUAUGGAAAGUAUGGUUGAGGAAAAUGGAUCCGCUGUUGACCCAUUGUCUACUGGCUCCCAAGGUGGUGAUGCUGCGCCAGCAAUAGCCACAUCGGUACAAUCUCUCAAUAGAACACAGCAGCAAACUCAUCAUCUGGUAACUUCCACCAGCAUUGUGCAACUGACACUACCUACGUCAGCAGCAACACAGGUACAAUCUGUCAUACAGCCUAAUCAACAGUCAGUUAUUCAGACUGCAACAAAUGUUCAGCCUGUUGCUAUUUCAAAAGGAAAUGUUAUACUUGUUAGUAACAAACCUAAUUCUGUUAUACAAACAGCCCAAGCAAGUUUGCAGACGCUACAGGUAGUUGAAACUGGUAGUGAUGACAGUUUCUCAGAUUCUGAAGAGUCUUCGGAGCAAAGAGGAGGUAUUCUCACCAGAAGACCGUCUUACAAGAAAAUUCUCAAUGAUCUUGGCGGUGGCGAAAUUACAGACGGUCGAUUGCCCCCCCUAGAAUCAUCUUCUGAGUGUGAUUCUAACGUGGACAGCGAAGUGUCUUCCCACUCGCUUCAUUAUCAGACAGUAAUUCCUGCCGGUACCAUCCAAAUCGCAACGCAAGCAGAAGGUGUCCCUGGACUUCACACGCUAACAAUGAGUAACGCGGCAACAGCAGGUGGAACUAUAGUACAGUAUGCACAGGGCCAAGAUACACAAUUUUUUGUUCCAGUCUCUGGCAAUGUUCCAGCUUAUACAGGACACACAGUUGUAGUAGAAGACGCAGCUAGAAAAAGGGAAUUAAGGUUGCUUAAAAAUAGACAAGCAGCCCGCGAAUGCAGAAGAAAAAAGAAGGAGUACAUCAAAUGUCUAGAGAAUCGGGUCGCGAUAUUGGAGAACAGGAAUCAAACGUUAAUAGAAGAGCUGAAAUCGUUGAAGCAGCUAUGCGUACCAAAAACUGACUGAGGUUGGUGCUUAACACUGGAUUCUUGUAUGAAAACUAUUAACCUGCUAAAAAAACUUGUACAUGUCUUCUUUAUGUACAUUAUCCUAAAUGUUGUUAGAUAAGCAAACGGUGAUGUACAUGCAUUCUUAUAAAUAAGUGUUUCUGUAACAUACUGUAUUUAAAGAAAGGAAAAGCGCGAAUCAUAAAGGCUUGUGAAACUUGCUAUUACUAAAGCGAGAAGCCAAAGGUAUAUGAGGUACAGAAGAAGCAAAACUUGUAGGCAAUAUUCUGGAAGUCAAUCUAUAUUUUGGAUAAACUUAACGAUCGGGGGUGCAUUCGAAUUAUUAAUGUUUUAAUGUUCGAAAUAUGUAUUGAUAAAGGGAACGAAAAAUGUUAUCGUGUUUAUAGAACAUAUUCAUUUAGAUUGCAGUGAUUAUGUGAUGUCGAAUGGUAUACCUGUCGUACCGGUUCCACAUUGAACAUUUCACAGUCGUGUAGUUUCAUCGUACUUUAAAAACUGACGUUAGGAGUUUCAAAAGGAUCAUAAAAUAAUGGAACAAUGGAAGUACGUUUAGUAGUCAAUUUAUAAUUAAAAUAACUGAUCGCUGAUACACGAAUCGCCUUAUACACAAUAUUUGCUAACGUAAUUUAGAAAUUAGAUACAGCUGUGAGUUAAAGGUCACAUAGUUUCUGCGUAAAAAUGAAAUGAGCAUAGUUGUUAGAUAACAGUGUCUAUAUAGUUUUUUUUUCAAUAUAUCUUUAUUCUUUUAUACUUGGGAGGAGCGAGUGAAAGCUGAAAAGAAAUGUACGAUCUUAUUAUAGAAGUCUUUAAAGCUUAAACGAAGAUAUAACAUGUAAAUAGGAAAUAUAGAUCGAAAUUUUCCUUGUUUCAUUGUAGCUGGUCGUGCAGGGUGUUCGGUUAUUAGUGGGAAAAAUUUCAACAAGUGAUUAUAGAAGUCGAAAGUCGAGAAUAACAAAAUUGCGUUCGAUGCUCCAUUCUCUAGUUAUAAGAGAUUAAAAAUUGCAUCUAAUAUCCUAUGGUUUUCAACGGGCAUAACGUACGUUAAAAAUUCUAAAUGCUAACAUACUUUCUAGCGUUUGCUUUUAGACGCACGUUGUAUCGUGAGAACUAGUGCCGAACUAGAAGUAAUUUUUCAUCGCUUGACACUCAAGAAAUGAAAUCUCGAACGCAGUAUUCUUAGUUUCAACUUUUGUCUUAGAAUCACCCUUUAAAAUUUUUCCCACCAGUAAUCGACCAUCCUGUAUAGCUAUUAUAUAGGUAUGUAGCUAUAUGAUUAUAUACGGCGAUCGAGGAAAGGAAGCAGUGGUUGAAAUGCUCUUUCAUCUGAAUUUACUUUCUACAUUAAGAUGCCUCAAAUGCGAGAAGCUAAAAGUGAACAUGUAAAAUAUGAAUGUAAUAUAUGAUAUAUAUCUGGAGUGCCUUGAAGAUUUCUGUAUACACGUGACACGUGGUGUGUAGGAAUAAACGCGCGCACGCGCGCGCUCGCGUAAUGUACGUAUUACAUUUACGUAAAAUAUGGGUACAUAUAAUAUUUUUAAACUAUAUAACUAUGUUAUACCCUGUUCUGCAACACUGUCGAACGGCUACGUUAACACGCGUAUUGAAUGUUUAUUCAAAUAUGUUCUCAUAUUUUCUAUAAAUUAAAUAAAACCAUCAAGUUGCUACUGUAUUUUCACGUACGGUGUAUUGUAAACCACAUUUAUGUUUUACUGGAAAGUAGUAAGUGUCUCCCAACAAUCAAUGAUUAUUCUGCGAUGCAUUUUUUCAUACAAUUAGCGUUUUGUUGCUUAAGUACGAACAAUACUUGGCAUGUAAUUUUGGCUGCUAUGCUAGCAAAAAGAGAAUAUAAUUUCAUUUACAAAAAAUCCAGUUUAAUCAUUCGACAAUUCGAUACGUUUAAGAGUUAAUUAUAGUUGAUACGAAAAAAGUGUAUAAUUACGUUUCACAGUUGUUAAAUGAUUUGUAUAAAAAGCGUAUUAAUGCUUAUCUUCAUACUGCUUGUAUACAUAUCUAUCUUUUGUAUAAAUAAUACAUAUUUUUUUUAGUAAAUAUAGAUCGAUCAGAGUAAGUAGACUUUUUUUAUGAUAUAUGAUUUGUAAAAUGAUUUCUCACAAAAUUUCACAUUUUGGCUACACAAAAUAAAUACAAUUAUACUAUGCCCUUACACGUUUAACGUUUGUAAUCUAUAGUUGAACAAUUCUAAUCGAUUGAAAAGUAGAUUGUUUUUCAAUUAUCCUAGGUAUAAACAAUGAAAGUACAAUGUACUUAUAUGGUAGCGUGUUACAUGUAUGUUUCUUCGUUGUAAGUUUUUUCUCCAACCGAUACAAGUCUAAUUUAGACGAAAUAA